Tripterygium wilfordii is the source of this 2150-nucleotide messenger RNA. RefSeq names its product cytokinin dehydrogenase 5-like. The transcript has 5 exons. The record is from RefSeq and is a predicted model, not a curated record. Gene Ontology annotation, biological process: cytokinin metabolic process. Lineage: Eukaryota; Viridiplantae; Streptophyta; Magnoliopsida; Celastrales; Celastraceae. Gene Ontology annotation, molecular function: FAD binding; cytokinin dehydrogenase activity. Bases 367 to 1944 code for a protein of 525 amino acids.
AACAAAAGACUCUGUGGGAGAAAGGGGCGUAGUCAGAGUCUCUGUACACCCGACCACAGCAGAAAAAAGAGAGAGCUCUGUUUCGCUUAGCUCCAUGUACGUAACGUGAAAGAAUCUGUGCAUGUUGCGCACAAAAUCUUUAAAGUGCAAUCCAGCUUACGUUAGCACCACAACUUCCCACAACCCUGCCACAAGAUUUGAUUUUGUUUUUCUCUUUAUCUCCAGUACCCAUCACCGCUAGCUCCCUUCUUCCUUCCGCCGUUGUGCGCACUUUCCUUAUCCUUCACCCCCUUCUCCCUCCCCACCAAUUCCAUUAUAAAUUAAAACGGUGUCGCUUUGAACGACAACAUUAUUUUGAUCGCUCAGAUGGCUACUACGGUUGCUAAGCUAAUAGUGCUGAGUUUCGCUAUAUCUCAUUUAAUCGUAACCGUAGGAUUGACGGUGGACCCCGCAGCUCUUCUACGGCUAGGAGUGGACGGGUUGCUGAGCGUCGAUCCAUACGACGUCGAAAAGGCGUCACUGGAUUUCGGGAAGCUGAGCCGAGCCCAGCCGCCUUUGGCUGUCUUACAUCCGGCAUCGGAGGAGGAUAUUGCUCGGCUUGUGAAAGCGGCUUACAAGUCAGCUCAUGGGCUUACGGUCUCGGCCCGGGGUCACGGGCAUUCAAUAAACGGGCAGGCUCAGGCGAGUAACGGAGUGGUGAUAGAGAUGACCGGGUAUUCGGGUAUGGUUCCUCAGGUUUCGGAGAGAGAGCAAUACGUCGACGUAUGGGGAGGGAUGCUGUGGAUAGAUUUGUUGAAGAGCACGCUUGAGUAUGGAUUGGCACCAAAGUCAUGGACAGAUUACUUGUACCUUUCAGUUGGAGGGACAAUAUCUAACGCAGGGAUUAGUGGACAAGCUUUUCAUCAUGGGCCUCAGAUUAGCAAUGUCUAUGAGCUUGACGUUAUUACAGGGAAAGGAGAGACGUUGAGAUGUUCAGAAAAAGAAAACCAAGAUUUGUUCCAUGGCGUUCUUGGUGGUCUAGGGCAGUUUGGAAUCAUCACUAGGGCAAGAAUUGCCCUUGAACCAGCUCCCAAAAGGGUCCGGUGGAUCAGAGUAUUGUAUUCAAGUUUCACGGCUUUUACUGGAGACCAGGAGUAUCUGAUUUCAUUGCAUGGCCAAAAAUUCGACUACGUGGAGGGUUUUGUAAUAGUAGAUGAAGGAUUGAUCAACAAUUGGAGGUCCUCUUUCUUUUCCCCACGUAACCCUGUUAAGAUUUCCUCACUCGGGUCUGAUGGGGGUGUGUUAUACUGCUUGGAGAUCACCAAGAAUUACCAUGAGUCCACAGCUGAUACCGUUGAUCAGGAAGUGGAGUAUCUAUUGAAGAAAUUGAACUUUAUACCAACAUCAGUGUUCAGUACUGACCUACCUUACGUGGACUUUCUGGACCGGGUUCACAAGGCCGAGUUGAAACUCCGGUCCAAGAAUCUGUGGAACGUACCACACCCUUGGCUCAAUCUCUUUGUCCCUAAAUCAAGGAUUGGUGACUUCGACAAGGGUGUCUUCAAGGGCAUUUUGGGAAAUAACAAGACCAGUGGGCCCAUUCUCAUUUAUCCCAUGAACAAAAACAAAUGGGACCGGAGGAGCUCGGCUGUGACACCAGACGAGGACGUGUUUUAUUUGGUGGCAUUUCUUAGGUCGGCAUUGGAUGAUGGGGAGGAGACCCGGAUCUUGGAGUAUCUGACAAAUCAGAACCGUCAGAUCCUCAGAUUCUGUGAUGAUGCAGGGAUCAAGGUGAAGCAGUAUUUGCCUCACUAUACUACAAGACAGGAGUGGAUGGAACAUUUCGGAGAUAAGUGGGAGUUGUUCUCUCAACGGAAAAUGGAGUUUGAUCCCAGGUUCAUUUUGGCUUCUGGACAACGUAUAUUUGAACUCUCCUCCCCAAUAAAGCUUCAUGGUUACGAGUAAUACAAUGAUAAUAGACCUAGACUUACUUACACUCGUCUAUAGAUAUACUGUACUAACAUAGGGGAUCAGUAUUUCUUGUACAGAAAUAGAGAGGCAUAUGUAAGUAAGGUUAAGAUGCAAACAAACAACGUGUCGUUUGCUGAGAUGAGAUGAUGAAUUUGAUUGCGCUAAAUCUUAGUACAAACGGGUGGUCAUGAGUUCAAGUU